AUACCAAUCAGAAACGCUUCAAACUAACAAUCAAAUUAAUGAACGCAGAAUUUUCCAACAAAUUAAAAGAUCCAAACUCAAGUCAAUACAAAAGCCUGAAAUCGAAACUUGAAGAUUCGAUUAAUGGCGUUUAUAGAAAGUCAACUCGCAUUAAGUUGUGGUACAUUGGCGCAAGCAUUACAGAAUUCAGAGCUGGCAGUAUUGUUGCGGAAAUGAUCAUCUCCUUGGACAGUCAGUUCAGCCUUCCACCUGAUGUAAUCGUUGAGGAAUUGAAUAAAGAGGAAUAUCUUGCUGGUUAUCAACUUGACAUGGCUUUUACUUCUGUGAAAGAUUUUGAUGAGUGCAAAAACACAGAAACCAACUUCUGCCAUGAAUAUGCUCACUGUAUUAAUGUUGUUGGAACAUACAUUUGUGAUUGUUUUGAAGGCUUCUUUGGGGAUGGAAAGAUAUGUGAAGGUCAGCCUCAAAUUAUCGCAAGAUCUCCAGAAAAUAUUACACAGUUGGUUGAAACGAACUUGACUCUUGUUUGCACCGUAAUCGGAAACCCUGAGCCGAUAAUAUCGUGGAAGCGCAGUAAAGAGCAAAACGGGGUGUUCACAGAAAUUGAGAGAACAUCGAGCAAGUUUGGUGGUAAUUACAGCAUCCAUUGGGCAAAGAUAGAGGACAGUGGAGUCUAUUUAUGUAAUUCAUCGAACAGACUUGGUUGGCAGUCAUACACUACAAAAGUCAGAAUAAACCCAGUGAUCGUUGGUGUUGAUGUUGAAAUUCAGCUUUCUAAUAAAACCUUCAACGAAGAGUUAAAAAAUAAGUCUUCGUUUGCUUAUAAAGAGUUGGAAAAAGACGUAUACGUUGAGCUCUUCCACUUCUUCAAUACCACCCCAGCCUUCAAAGACGUGGAAAUAUUGGGUUUCGUUAAAGGAAGUGUAAAGGUUAUAUUUCGAGUCGUUAUGAAAGUUUUCAAACCUUCAAAAAUAACAAAUGAUGUUGUUGCUGUUAAUCUCGGACGAAAAAUUAACAAACAAUUAAAAACAGGCCGCAUUGGAAACAUUCAGGUUGUCCCAGAAGUGUUAAAACUCAGAGUCCCCCCUCCUCCGCCAGCAAACGUCACGUAUUCCGAUGUAAGGCAGACUAGCGUACAUAUCUCCUGGGAUCCUCCUGAACUUUAUGAAAUGUUUUCAAUUGAGCGAUAUCACAUCGCCUAUUCAACGUAUGGUGCAGUAAGUUGGUCGAAUAAGACCGUCUAUGGUGACUUAACUAACAUUCGACUGGAAAACCUUAAAAGAGACACGUUCUAUGUCGUAAAAAUAAUUGCUGAGAAUGCAUACGGGAUGGGCAGAGAGAGCAAGAGAUCGGAGAUUAAAACGGAUGAAGCUGAAGAUGCUUUACCAUGGCACAUUCUCGUUCCUGUCAUUGUGCUGGCUGGUCUUUUAUUUAUGGUAUUGGCUAUCUUUCUGGCAAAGCGUGCUUAUCCACGACAGAAUCGCACCUGGAAUUUAAAAGAAGAUGGAGCCUCACGAUUAUCCGCUCAAAAAGCCUCCAUUGAAAUGAUGGAAAGUCGAAAGCAAAGACGAAAUAAAAGCACAUAUGUAAACAACGCAUUUUUGUGUGCUCCAACGAGCUCAACAUGGAAAGAACUUCCAAGCACAUCAAUUGAAAUUUCUGAUGAGACUAUAAUUUCAGAACAUUUUGGAACUAAAGUUGUGCGAGGAAUGUUUUCAACUCCCCCUGAAGAGAAUAGAAUGGAAUGUUGUAUAAAAAUCUUGAACGAAAGUGCUACAGAAGAUGAUCGCGUUGAUUUAAAGAAAGAACUACGGACAAUCUCUUCGGUAGACUGCCAUGAAAAUAUUGUUAACUUAAUUGGAGCCAGUACGAGUGAAGAUGGUCCUUUACUCUUAGUUCUUGAGUCUUGCUCACGCGGUACCCUCGAGAGCAAUCUGCGAGAUAGCGACAAAAACAACCAGAUGCUCAUGCAGAAAAAAACGAUAUGUUUGGCUAAUGAAAUUGCAAAAGGAAUGGCACAUCUUACAGACGCUGGGGUCAUUCAUCGCGAUCUAGCAGCAAGAACUGUUCUUUUAACUGAAGAUUUUACGCCAAAAAUCUCAAACUUUGGUGUUCCUGAGACUGUUCAUGAGCGGGAUCCGAACAGAAAAAUUACUUCGAGAAAUUUACCAGCUAGGUGGUUGGCUAUAGAAUCUUUAACUGAUGGACUGUACACAACUAAAAGCGAUGUGUGGUCAUUUGCGGUUGUAAUGUGGGAAAUUGAAAGUAAAGGAUGCGUUCCAUAUUUGGAAUUUGAAGUGACGGAUCUUGUUAGACAAAUAAAUGAAGGAUAUCGCUUACUAAAACCUGAAGACACGUCAGAUGAAACAUAUGAACUGAUGCUUCAAUGUUGGAAAGCCUCCCCAGAUCUCCGCCCAACAUUUGAAGAAAUUGUUGACACCCUGAAAGGCGAAUUUUUGUGACAAGUGUUCCACUGAAAUGCAUCUCUCAACAUUGGGCAUUUAGAUGGUCACAUGAAAUAAUUAUUUAAUUGCAUGAGAUUACUUUGUUUUGUUGAUUUAACCAAAAUUAAUAGCAGAUAGAUAUAUAGAUAGAUACUAUUCCGCAG
Molecule: messenger RNA, 2608 nt
Organism: Dendronephthya gigantea
Lineage: Eukaryota; Metazoa; Cnidaria; Anthozoa; Malacalcyonacea; Nephtheidae
Product: angiopoietin-1 receptor-like
Exons: 19
Biological process (GO): cell surface receptor protein tyrosine kinase signaling pathway; positive regulation of kinase activity; protein phosphorylation
Cellular component (GO): signaling receptor complex
Molecular function (GO): ATP binding; transmembrane receptor protein tyrosine kinase activity; calcium ion binding
Source: RefSeq, a predicted model, not a curated record